Lactuca virosa is the source of this 363-nucleotide messenger RNA. The record is from the annotation of a GenBank genome assembly. NCBI's taxonomy places the organism in Eukaryota, Viridiplantae, Streptophyta, Magnoliopsida, Asterales, Asteraceae.
AUGGCAGGUUUUGAUUUCCUAAGAAUAGGUCGUGAUCGUGUUGUCAAGAUUCAGGCACAUUUUUGUGGGCAUAAAGUUCAAAAGCAUUAUAGAAAAAUGGUGUGGUUUGUUGGGAUAGUGGAGAAAGCGAUACUCAGAUGGAGACGAAAGAGUCGUGGGUUGCGUGGAUUCCGGCUGGAACUGAGAGCUCCGGAAUCGGAAUAUGAUUUCCUGAGAAUAGGUCGGAAACAGAAAUAUGUUGGAGUGGAAAAGGCAAUGACUAGGGUGCAUUCCAUGGCUCGGAAUCCUAAAGGCCACGAACAGGACAUGAGGCUCGUGGGGAAGUUUGAAAAGAUGAGCCAUGAAGAUAGCAGCAACAAAUGA